AUGCGAUCCAACGGUUUUCAUGGUCCCUUGAACGUUUCAGAACAUGUUAAACCAUCUUUUGAAUCAUUGAAGAUUGUUGAUCUAUCUAGCAAUGAUUUAACGGGUCCGUUGCCUUCGAUUUUCUUCCAAAAUCUGGAUGCUCUCAAGCAUGCAACAAACAAGGAGGUGUAUUUUUCACGCAUGGAAGAUGGUGUGGCUUCUGUGAAUCUAACGUCAAAAAAAUUAGAGAUGGAGCUACAGUUAGUAAGAGCUCUGGAGUUUUACACUGCCAUUGAUUUUUCAAACAAUCGAUUCGUUGGAGAAAUCCCCAACUCAAUUGGAGAGCUUUGUGAAACUCAAGUGCUCAACCUGUCUCACAAUGGAUUCAUCGGUCAUAUCCCACCGUCGUUGGGGAAAUUAGUAGCACUUCAAUCGUUGGAUCUUUCAUCAAACAAGCUCAGCGGUGAGAUUCCAUCCCAGUUGACAGACCUGACGUUUCUUGAAGUGUUAAACUUGUCGCACAACAAUCUCGUGGGACACAUCCCCAAUGGAAAACAAUUCAACACCUUUGAGAAUGAUUCCUACACCGGAAACUUGGGAUUGUGUGGCUUCCCCGUGACAAAGCAAUGCGGCAAUGUCCCGGGACCGAAGCCGCCUGCACCGAAGUCGAAGGAAGAUGGUGGUUCAGCAGUGAGUUUGUUUUGGAAACUUGUAAUGAUGGGAUACGGAAGUGGAGUAGUGGUAGGAAUAAGCACAGCCUACAUUGUGUUCACCACCGGAAGGCCAUGGUGGUUGGUGAGAAUCGUGGACAGAGAUCUGCAAAGGAUUGUUACAAGUCUAGAAAUUAUGCUUAUUCUUUUCACUGCCAAUUGUUCAUAUAUAGCGGUUGGAACUGAAGAUGGGGGGAAGAUGCACCGUUGCUUGCUGCUGGAAAGAUUUGGCCAGAAAGAGCUUGUUUUCUGGGGAUACAGGGUACGUCGUUUCGGGUGCGCCAUGGCAAGUAACGUGGUUUUGUUUUUCGAAACCGAAGAUGGGUCAUGGAGCCAUGUCUUUACAGGGAAUCGUCUUAGAGGGGGGCCACAGAUGACCCAGUUGAGCUUAGAUGGGAAGAGACUAUACGCGACGAACUCGCUAUUCAGCACGUCGGAUGGACAAUUCUAUCCGGAACUUGUGGAGAAAUGUUCCCACAUGUCGUGA
Molecule: messenger RNA, 1176 nt
Organism: Hibiscus syriacus
Lineage: Eukaryota; Viridiplantae; Streptophyta; Magnoliopsida; Malvales; Malvaceae
Product: putative receptor like protein 25
Exons: 3
Coding region: 1-1176 (391 amino acids)
Molecular function (GO): selenium binding; protein binding
Source: RefSeq, a predicted model, not a curated record